Messenger RNA from Aureobasidium pullulans EXF-150, 1575 nucleotides. Its product is annotated as MFS general substrate transporter. The coding region runs from base 1 to 1575 and encodes 524 amino acids. The record is from RefSeq and is a predicted model, not a curated record. Gene Ontology annotation, biological process: transmembrane transport. The transcript is spliced from 3 exons. Lineage: Eukaryota; Fungi; Ascomycota; Dothideomycetes; Dothideales; Saccotheciaceae. Gene Ontology annotation, molecular function: transmembrane transporter activity.
AUGGCUCUAGGGAUACUUGAGCCUAGGGCGAAGAAAGUACCGGGAACCGCGAAUGUGUUGGAUCAAGAAUGGAAAAGAGAUCCGACGUUGAAAAGGGACAAGACUGGCAACAUUAUUCUGGUUCCGCAACCGAGCGAAGAUCCGAACGAUCCUCUAAAUUGGCCGUUAUGGCAAAGAGACUUGAUUCUCCUACUUCUUUGUGUCGUCGCCGCCAUUGCAACAACAGCAUCACCAUUAGUCGCCGCCAACUCCGUCGUUUUGGCUGUCGUUUUCAAAGUCAAGUUCCAAGAUGCAGCACUUCUGACCGCAUAUCAUCUCUGUGGUGUUGGAGUUGCUAGCUGGCUCUUCGUGCCUCUGGCCAGAGUAUGGGGCAAAAGACAUGUCUUUCUCUUUGGCGCAUUACUCAUGGUGGCUUCUUCAGCCUGGGGUGGUUCAACAGCGGACAACCUAAAUUACAGAAGUCUCACCUGGGCUAGGAUUGUGCAAGGGGUUGCGCUGGCACCAUUCGAGUCGCUGGUGAAUGAUGUUGUUGGCGAUCUUUAUUUCGUCCACGAACGAGGCUUCCGCAUGGCCUUCACCAACGUCUGCCUCUUUGGCGCUGCAUUUCUCACCCCGGUCUGUGUCGGAGUGAUAACCACUAGAGACAACCUCGGCUGGCAAUGGUCCUUUUACUUUCUUGCAAUAUUUAUGGCCGCAGGCUUUGUCAUGCUCUUCCUCUUUUUUCCCGAAACAACUUAUCAGCGACCUCGCUAUCUUCAGAUCGACAUCAAUGUUGGUCCAGUCCCCUUCCACGACCCGGUUCCACCUCCGCCGAAACACACGUUCCUCCACCGCCUGGCCCCUUUCAGCGGCCGCAAAACAGAUGAGAGCUUCUUGAAACUGCUCUUUCGACCUUUCCCGCUAUUUCUACAACCAGCAGUGGCAUGGGGUUGUUUGAUGCAGGGCGUCAUCAUCGGCUGGACCGUGAUCGUCGGAGUAAUCCUUGCCUUGAUUUUCCUCGGCCCUCCGCUUUUCUUUACAGAAGAACAAGCCGGGAAAAUGUACACCGCUGCGUUUGUUGGCUCUAUGAUCGGUCUGGUACUCGCAGGCAUCUACACCGAACUUGUGACUCGACUACUCAUCGUUCGCAACGGAGGUCAAUAUGAACCUGAGUUUCGCAUCGCACUGGUCAUCCCUACACUGGUCUUCUCUGCAAUCGGCUUAUAUGGCUUCGGUAUCGCAUCAGCCAAUAUCGAGAAAUACGGCUGGGUAGUUAUCGAAGUCUUCCUGGCCUGUAUCACCAUCUCCAUGGUCAUGGGCGCUACGGCAUCAGCCCAAUAUCUUCUCGACGCCCACCGCGAUAUUGCCAUCGAGACAUUUACUUGCCUGAUCAUCUUCAAGAAUUUGUUUUCCUUUGUUCUGGCGUAUUAUGCGUACACGUGGGUCCUGGAUAGAGGAUUUGAGAAGAUGUUUAUCAUUUUCGGGAGUAUAGAGAUUGGGAUUUGUGCAUUGAGCAUUCCUAUGUAUGUGUUUGGAAAGAGGAAUAGGGAGUUCUUCUACAGGCAUGAUAUACUCAAAUUGGCUAGGUUGAGGUAA